This is a messenger RNA of Polypterus senegalus (gray bichir), 9949 nucleotides long. Its product is annotated as RNA-binding protein 33-like. The transcript is spliced from 19 exons. The coding region runs from base 218 to 3790 and encodes 1190 amino acids. Gene Ontology annotation, molecular function: RNA binding. Lineage: Eukaryota; Metazoa; Chordata; Cladistia; Polypteriformes; Polypteridae. The record is from RefSeq and is a predicted model, not a curated record.
UACUCGCGAGUGCGCAUGCUUGUUAGACUGUAGUGUCCUUUCUCUGCCAUAGCUCGCAUAGCAUCGUAGACGGCCAUGUUGCGAUAAUCUUUUAAGCAAAAGGGGGGGCUAAAGAAAAAAAGACACACAAGUCGUCGAAUUUUACCUCUUUAACAACGGCAUAAACUCAAAAAAAUCCCCAUGACAUCUGGCAAUUAAGACGCCCUCCAGUACACGAAUGGCUGCGAGCGGAAAAGAUGAUGAAUUUGACCAGUUUGACAAACCUGGAGCAGAGAGGUCAAGAAGGAGGAGAACUGGAGAUGAAGACUUUGAUAGUGAUCUUGAAUAUGAAUUACUUGAUGAUGACUGGCUAUCUAGUAAAAAGAAUCAGUCUGAUUUGUCAGAUGAAGAGCUGAAUGAUGACCUGUUGCAAAGUGACGAAGAAGAUCAAAACAUUAGUUCGGAAGGAGUUGUAGUCAGCUUAAAUGCCACAACUGGCCUGGUUAGCUCAUUUGAUUAUGGUAAAAGUGACAAUGAGCAAGUCUUAGAAGACUCUUCUUAUGAGCAGGAAGGCAAUGACAACCUUACAGUUGAAAACUAUGAAGGUGGUGAAGAUUUGGAGGGAGAGGAGUCUUAUUCUCAGGACGUAUAUGCUGAGCAUUAUGAAAUUGAUGAUGCAGAUCUGGAGGAAAACCAACUAGGAUACUUGGCAGAACAAGCUGAGGAGGAAAUUUACAACGAUGAAGUGCUAGACAUUGAAAUCAAUGAUCCACUAGAUGAUGAAUUUCAAGAAGACGACUAUUCACAGGCCUACACUGAGCAGAGCUCUGCUUUACUUGACCAUUGUGAUGCUAUGCAAGAAGAAGUUGAAGAGAAUCUGCAACAUGCCGAAAGUCGCUUUGAAGCUGAAGAAGGUGAAAAAGAAGCAGAGCAAGACUACCAAGGCAAAGAUGAGUCUGAUGAGGAAGAUGAAGAUGAUGGGGAAUCAGAACGACUCAGGUUUAAAACUGAAAGAAAAGACGCAACUGUUAUUCGACUUUCUGAUGCUGCAACCAAGAGAAGAAAUAUUCCAGAAACACUGGAACUUUCUGAAGAAGCAAAAGCAGCACUGCAGGAAUUUGAAGAAAAAGAAAAGCAGCGCAAACAAGGACGGCUUGGAGGAAGAAUAAGGGGGCGGGGAAGAGGAAGAGGAAAUUUCUUCUUUUAUGGGCCGAGCACGUUAAGGAAAGAUGUUGGCGAUAGAGGAAGAUUAAAUGAGCAUAGACCUCCUCUGAUGCCCCUGCCUUUACCGAUGCAGCACCAUCAUCCUAGAAUGCCCCACCAAUAUCACCUUCAAAAUUUCCAGGAGAGAGAAUUACAGAGACCACCAGUUCAACCUUUAAUUCAUUCUCAUCCACCCCAUCGAUCCUCCCCUACCCAGGCAACUCACACUCGCCCCCAAGGAGAUGGAUCCCGCAUUAUGAGCCCCCCACAGUCUGCACAUUCCCCAAAGCAGCCAAAGAAUAUUCAUAUAAAUCCACACUUCAGAGGGCCGGUUUCCUCUUCCAUGCAAGUGCCCUUGAUGCCUGUACAAAGUCAGCCCAGGCCUGCUGUGGUUCCCCAGAGAUUUCCGGGGGCACCAGAAUUUCAGCCACAUGUACCUGUAAACUUCAAUCAGCCACCACGGCACCAUCAUCCAGAACCUUGGAGACCACCACCGCCACCACCACCACCACCACCAUCAGCACCUACUCAGGAAAGAGAUCCGUUUUUUAUUGGAGAUCAAAGAUUUCCAGGACAGCAUAUUUAUGAUCAGAAUCCUCCUUCCCUUAUGAGUAACAACCAUACUACACCUGGUCCAGCUCCUAUGGCUUUCAACCAACCAGGUCCAGGAUUUCACCAGCAGGGACAACCAUCUAUAUUCCAAAGAGAAGGACCGAUUAGAUCUAAUCUUCACCCUUCUGGCCCCAUGGGCUUACCUCAUUUUAGUCAGCCUGGAAUGGCUACACCUCGUCCUUUCAUUCCUCACCGACAGCAGUUUCCCCAAGGCCCUAGUCAGCCAUUUCCACCUCCCCACUUACAGCUUGGUAUGCAAGUACGACACAGAGGACCCAUGCAGCCUCCAAAUCCUCUGCCUCCUUCUCCACACUCUCAGCCUCAGCACCAUGAACCCCAGAAUUCUCCACAUCACCCACCGCACUCACAUUCACAACAGCAGCCCCUUCAUCUUCAGCAUCAGUUACAUCAUCACCACUCAAAUCAGCCCGGGCCACUUCGUGCCCGUCUUCUGAACAUGCAGCCUCCAUUUAGACCACAGCUGCAAAACAUCCAGCAACAAAAACCUCCAAGAAUGCAGCGUCCAAUACAACGCACUGGGACCAUUAGACCAAGAUUGAGUGCACCUCCUCAAAAUGUGAAUAAGCUUCAAAACCAGCAAGUCCAAGCAAUGCCUCAGCGCAACAGCAAUUUGCGUGAGCUCCCUGAAGCACCAGCUAAUGUAAACCUUAACAGUAGCCGUCCAAUCCCUACACCUGCAGUGCUGGAGAAACCUGUUACCAGACUCAUGCAGAAUGCCAGGGCAGAGUCUUCUAAGGCACUGCUGGUUUCCAAUUCUCUGCCUGGUUCUGUUGCCCAGUCUGAACCUGUAGUGGCAGCUCGCUGUGUUGAGCACAAGGUUGAAAAGGAAACGCCAUCAAGUCAACCUGAUCCUCCUCCAAAAGCAGAAGAAGCAACAUUAUGGAGGGAAGAGGUUUUAAGAAGAAAAGAGUUUAGACGUCAGAUGCAAGCAGGUAAAAGGAAGAAGGAGUUGAUGGAACGGAUGUCAACACAGCAACAACUGUUGCCAGCACUUGCUUCUGUAUUGCCACUGCCAGAUAAACAAGUGCAACAAACAAAUCUGUUGCAAGCACCUACUAAUGGCAUUCACCAACCACCUCAGGUUACAGCCAUUGCUGCUCCAUCCAAGCCCAAUAUUAAGAACCGAUUACAGAUGAAAAACCAGUCACCCAUCAUUCCCAACAUGCAACAAAAUACAAGGCCCAUACAAGGCAACCCAAAUCUACAGAUCCAGCGGCAGCAACGGAAAAACGUACUUCAGUCUACUCCAGCACAGAAUUCCCAAACCCAGAAUAAAGCCUUGAGUCUGAUGUCAGGGAUCGAAAAAUCACAGAGUACCCAUGGUGUUGCUGGGCAAAGCAGACCCCAGGAGUCAAGGCUCAGCAUGAAAAGAACAGUAAUGCAACGGAGUAAUAACAUGGGUAGUGUUGAUGACCAGCAUGGCACUCAGAAAGUCAGGGUUUUCACGGCCUUUGGAGGGGGUCCAGAGACAGUUUUAGAAGCUAAUCCAGUGAUGCAGUCACCAAGGUUCCAACAAUUUCAACAGCAAAGGCAGCAGUCUGGCCGGAAAGUAACUUUGGGAAAGACAGCAUUCCAGCAGCAGUUGAUGCCUUCUAGACCACAGAAUUUUAUCCAGGGAGUCAGAAACAAUUCUGGAAAUCAGUCCCAAAUCAGAGCUAUUACACAAGGCCGAGGCAGAGCAGUAUCAGGCCAGAUGGGCAGAGGCCGCUUGAUGCCAAACAAACAGAGCCCGCAAGUGGCAGAGCCUCAGCCAUGCAUCGUGUCAAUUGAAGGGCUUUCUUCGUCAACAACUGAUGUCCAACUAAAAAACCUGCUGAUGUCGGUAGGACCUAUUCAGAUGUUUCAGCUGUUCCCAGAACAACGGAAAGCCAUAGCAAAAUUCAAGAAUCCCCAACAUGCUUUAACGUUCCAACAACGAUUUCACAGACACAUGAUUGAUUUGUCUCAUAUUAAUGUGUCACUGAACGCUGGUUAAGAGAUCUCGUUGAAGCUUGAUGAUUCCAAAAGCAGAAGCAGAGUAGCGGCUGGAACUACAUGCAGAAAGCAUGCUUUGAAAAUCAAAUAACUUCCUGCGUAUAUAAUGUAGAUUUACAAAUUGAUGAGAUACCAGGAUUCUAGAUGCCCUUAUACAAGAACUGCCAUUUUUCACCCUAAGGAAAAUUCUGAACUGUUUAGCACACUCUCCUUUGUGGUGGUGUUUUAAAUCCCUGCUUCCUCAGUUUUAACUUUGUCAAGCUUUUGGUUGUAUAUAAUAAAAUUAGUGCAUAUUUACAUGACUGUAAAGGAUAGUGACUUAUGUUUCAAGUGACAUAAUUAACAAAGGAUUAAAUCAAGUCUUUAUGAUCAAAUUAACAAAGGUAAAAAAAUGAAUAAGACUUGGUAAUGGUUGCUCUUAUCUUCCAGAUAAUUUUAAUCUUUAUUUUAAAAAAGAAUGGCUAAUUUUAGUUAUGUGCUUUCCUUAUUAUUAAGUAGCUGCAGGUGAUCAUUGUGUAUCACAAAGUAAUUUAAAAAAAAAAAAAUCUUAAUUUUGUAUUUCACUUUGCGGUAUAAUGUUGUGCAUAUGUGAAAAAGAUCAUUAUUUUCCUUCAGUUAAAACAAAUAUUUGGUAUUCUUUUAACAGUUCACUAAGUCAUUUAUGGUGCAUUGAGAAAAAAAUUCUUAAUUCCAGAAUUAGUAAUCUAUUACAUUUAUUGUAAUAGUGUAUGGUUAUUUGUACAUUCUGAUAUUUGUAUAGCUAAUAUAAUGACUGUACCAUCACCCCCUUCUAGCCAGCUUGUAGAAAAUACUGACAUUUAACCAUGCACAAUCUUUAUAUUUGGCUCUUUAAUUGAAAAAAGAAAAACACUUCAUAACAGUAGUCUGUUGUUCGGGAGUGCAUAAUUUGCACAGAAUUCCAUUGUUAGCCACAUUGUGCCAUUAGAGACAGUAGGUUUGUAUAAUGGCAGAGUUGUUAGAGUUGUAUUGCAUAUUUGGGUAUAACCUUAGGAGGCUGAGAUUCUUAUUGUCACCUUUAACAUGUACAGUUGAUUCAUUUUUGCUUCACAAAGAGUUUUUUUUUUUUUUUUACAUUUUCUAGCUAGUAUCACAACAUAGACUGAAGAGUUGUGGUUUACCAUGUUUCAGCAUUUUAUACUUUUUAAUCCCUUAUAUUCUUUUGUCUGUGCGUGUGUUGUUUUACUAAAGCUCAACAUAAUAUACAUUAGAUAUGACCACUAUCCCACAUAAACAGGUACAUUUAAUGAGGUUUUUUGUUUCUAAAUACACCGUUUUACUUUUAUAUGCUUAUAUAGAUUAUGUACCCUGUGUUGUUCUUCAGUAAUACAAGAUAACCUGUAAAACGUUUCUUUGUAUUAUUCUAGCAUUGUCAGAUAAAACGUAGGCCUGUCAGUGAAAGUAAACAUUUUUACUUAUACAGUUGUUGCUAAUUUUUGUAGUUAAUUGCCUAUUCAUUUCCUCUUAGUUUUGUCUUAUUGUUCUUGUGAUGAAGGAUUCCUUUUUCAUUUAAGAAUACAAUUUGUACAAUUAAAUAACUUUAUAUUUCCCCAUCACAUGAAAGCUGUCAGAAAUGUUCAGUAUUUUUUGUGGAAAUACAGUAUUUUGUAAAUGCUGUCUCCUUUCAUACUUGAGCAUCAUAAUGGAGUUUUGUUUUUGUUUCUCUGUUUAAUCAGUAAGUGUUGCAGUAUUUACUUUUCUAGAUUUCAUCAGUUUAUGUUCACUUGGAUGUUUUGUGUCCUGUUUACAUAAUCAGAGACAUUUUUAUAUUUUUUUGAUAGCAUAAUGUUGAGUUUUAAAUAUUGAAUACAGUUUAGUUUUAAGCUUUUGUUAAUUUACAAAGAUUAAUUUUUACGUGUUUUGUUUUUUAAUUAAACGCAGUAGCCUUUUUUAACUAAUACAUCCUUUGUCUCAAUUUUAGAAAUUGUAUUUUUAAUUCAGAAAAUUAGUCCAUUGGUUACUAAAUGUGAAGUUGGUGUGUACCUAUGUUUUGUAUGUGCUAGUACAGUUGUUUGCACAGGGACUCGCUGACAUUUACUCAGGUGUAAUUUUUUAUACCGUUUUUAGCCUGCUAUUUCAGACAUGUUUCAAGUAUACAGGACCCCUGGUGGUGAUCUGGACAAAACUGCUAAUUUUUUGGGUAGUGCUUAAUGAUAUAUUCUGUAAACUACAGUGUUAAAAUGAAUACACUGCAAAUGUGCAGUGUAGUAUUUAUGUCAAACCAAUAUACAAAAGGGAGAAGCUAAUUCACACAACUGCAGCACACUGUUUGUAAUGGAUAACUUUUUUUGCUGUUUCCAUUUUUGCAGAAAUAAAUGAUAAAAUAGUAUAUCUGAUCACAGCAGUUCUGACCACAGUCUAGUGUUUUGUUUUGUUUUUUUUUUGUAAAAUUUGCAUAAUGAUUCAAGCAUCAAUGUCCUCAAAUUUAAAUGUAUCUGAUAAUUUACAAAUUGAUCAAAACUUUACUUGGGGAAGCAGUGGAAGUGCAAUGUGAAAGGUUCUCUACUUUAAAUUUUUCAUUGCAUUUUCUAAAUAUUUCACUUUAACAUAGCUUUGCUGUCUUAUUCUGUUCUCACUCUUCUGCUGUUUAAACUUGCUUUGGGUUGUGGGAUUUGGGGUAGUGUGGUGAGGGUAUAGAUAAACUAUACUUAUAAGAAUUUUUUCCCUUUUAUUUUAAGAAAUCUGACCAUUACGUAAUAAUUGUGUAUUUUUGUUUGACAAUUUUUAAAAGUCAGUGUUAGUCUUGCUGACUUUGCUGCCUUCAUGUGGCAUCUUCUCCUCUAGAACACACUGUCCAACAUAUAGAGCCUAACAUUGAAUAGAAACUUCAAAAAAUCUGUUAAAGCCAUCUUUUAAACUUUUUGUAUAGUAAAAAAAAAACAAAACUUAAAAUGUAUUUACUAUGGAAGAUUUGUGGCAGCCAUUAUCACCUUAUUCAUGACAGACAUAUUACAUUUGAGAAAUGCUUCUCAGUUAUGUUGUAUAUAAAACUUCAUCUGCUCAUUUUUUCAACUUUUUUGAUUUGAGUUACUUUUGGUGUAUAUUUAAAUAUAGUGAAUGCAUUGUCCUUCUGAUAUUCGUGCUGUAUGUACCUUUACCUAAAUUUUUAUAAAGAUUGUGUGUCAAGACGUAUAUUUCACUUGUGAAUUAUUUGUACCCAAGUCUGCUUUUCUUUGACUCAGGUAUAAGCAUUUUUGAGUAUGUGGAGCCAAAUGCGUGUUUUUUGUUUGGUUGUUUUUAUGGUUUUUUUUUUUUUCCUUUUGAUUUCUUUUAUUUUUGAACAAUACUUUUUAGCAUUUCUUCUUCUCAUUUCUGUUAACUCUUGGAUAGUCAGACCAGAGCAUUCUUAGAAUCAUUUCAUUCUAGGCUGGUGCAUUUCCCAAGCAGUUUUUUUUUAGAGACUUUUGUUCUGCAUGAUUAAUUUUUUUUCAGAACAUUAAGCAAAAUUAUUUGGUCAAAUCUCAUAAUUAUAAUUUAUAUUAAAAUGGUGUAUUGGCUGAUAAAUGCAGAAUGUGUCUUUUUUUCCUGUAUUUUGCCUUCCUUAACAUUUCAAUAAUAUAUUUUUUUAUAUAUAUUUUUUUUCAUUUCACCAACAUUUUUGGAAGUGCCUAAGAUACUUCUUUAUAUUUGUCCUGAUUACUUUUCAGGACUGGAAAUAUACUGUUAAGUCCUUGUUCACAUAAUUAUUUCCAGUUAGAUUUGUCAGCUUUAACCUUAUAUUUUAUUAUUCAUUAAUAUUUAGAUGAUCAGAUAUUAAUAUUUUCUGAAUUGGCAUUUACCAUCUUGUGUAGUUAGACGGAGAUGUUUGGGUUUAAUUACCUAAACCUUUUAUUCCCUUUUUUCUUUAUCUUUACUUAGUUGUCUUUCUUUGAAGUUCUUUUUCCUCAGAAUGAAACAACAAUGACCCCCUCACCUGUGUUGUUCUUACUUUAUUGUAUACAGCAUAGAGCUCUAAUUAGAAAACAAAGAUCUUUUAAAAUGACCAUGUUUAUUCUGACUCAUUUAUGUGUCAAUGUGUAGAUGAAGGGAUUGCAUUUUCCUAAGUAUUUUACCAGAAAUGAGAAAUGCACCAGUUGUUUUUUGGGAUAUUUAGUAGGAUUAAAAAUGAAUUAAGAAAUUCUAAAAAUUACUUUCCAAAGCUGGUCUUGAAACAUUUCUUGACAGGAAAAAAAUUCUGUGUGGCUUUUUUUUUUGUUUUAUUUUUUUAAUAAAUGAGUGGAUUUUCUUUUAAGUGUUAAAAUAGUUCUGUUGCAUGUCAAAGUGUACAUUUUAGUUUAUUAUCUCAUGAGGGGUGGGGGGGACUCUAACAUUAUGGCUUCACAUACUCUGUUCUUCCCAAUAUCAUGAAAUUACUGCUUACUAUGAGAAAAAUUCUUAAAUACUUUGUGUUCCAAUACCAUCUGAAAGAUUUGCAUUCAUAAAUUGUUCUGUACUGUUAGGUGUGUUUUUGCUUUGUAACUGACUAUGAAAUAAUAAUUGCAGAGUUUUUAUUUUUUUUAAUAUUUGAUCCUCUCUCCAUUUCUGCCUUAAGCAAUAGGUGUGAGGACAACAAACAGUUAAAUGCUUUUGUAAUUAGUAAUGUUGUUUUUGUCCCUUAUUAUGUAUGUGCCAUAUUUAUUACAUUAACCACGUUUUUAUCUUGUUUUAAGUAUUUUAAUCCAAUGGAUUACAAAUAUUCCUUGUUAACAUUAUAAGGUUAGUUGCCUUUCACUAUUGAUAUUAAUAAGCAUGUGCUUAUAUUCAAAACAGAUUCAUAGUGAAUCUUCUUUGUAGCUUCUUGGAGCAUUUUAGAGAGCAUGGUUGGGAAGGAUCAGUACCUGCCACAGCGGAAAGUCAUUUAUUUUUUAUUCUAGUGGUAGUAAGAUGUAGACUUUACCAUGAUGUUUCAUUUUACCGUUUAUAUAGUAAGCCAGCAUAGUUAUUUUAUAUGAAAGAUUUCUGGUGUUUUCAUUUAAAGAGAAUGUGUUAUAUAUGUGUUAUUACAGUUAACUUUUGUUAACGAAGUGCCUAUAAGUAACUUAACAGAUGUUAUCUAUGUAAGCGUCUUUGUACAAAUUGAAUAUUUAAGAUUUGUUUAGGUUAGCAUACUUCUAAGUAUAUUUAUUUGUAUUGUUUAACACCAAAUUUUAAACCAAAGGCUACAUGCAGUGGAUGAUUUGGAGAAAAAUGAUUAAUUGAUUUUCCUUUUCUUACAGAUGACAUUAAUAUUUUUGACUUUUCCUUUUUAAUUUCCACAGGCUAAUUUUUAACCACCUUGAAGUUAUGAAGCCAUCUUAAGAAUGAAUAACUUUUACAUUUAACCUGUUUUGUAAUUUUUUUUCCCUCAGGUGGUCUUGGAUUUGCUUGUCUUAUUAUAAUAAUUAAUCCUUUUCCAUUUCAAUUAAGGUUUACAUAGAGUCCGGUUUGGAAGAAUACGCAGAUUUUUUUUUCUGACCUUUUCUUCUUUUUCUCUUAGAUUUGUGAAGCACAGACGACAUUUUUUAUUUUCUUUAUUAAGUCCAACCUUUUUGAUGAUGCUCCAUCUCUUUUAUGGUUAUAAAUGUGUGUUGGUCUCUUUUAUCUUGUUCUGAUGUUAUUCUUCAAUAAGAAAUUAUACUUAUGCUAAGUAUAUAAAUGCACUUAUGUGAACUUUGCAGUUUACCUGAUUUUUUUAAUGUUUAUUUAGGUAAUUGCUUAUCUGCACCACUUCCUGACCCAGUAACUUGGUCCUUCCUAACCAGAAAUUAUAUGUGAGAGGGGAAAAGUGUGUGAAGGUGUAUAAAAACUGUGCUCUGAAGACAACUAAAAACUGUUUUUUUAGUAAAUUUGAUCUGGGAUUUUCAAGUGUAUUUUAAAAUCAAUUGAUGAAGGUUGGCAUAGCAGAGACUCUGAAACUGCCAGUUUCUGAUCUGAUGUAUUUCAUCUUCCACUACUAUAGUUUCGCCUCAUUUGAAAACACAAAAAUAUACAAAACCUUGGAGUUGCAGUUUUUCAAAGUUAUAUUUGACAAAAAGAUAGUUUCAUAUGUACAAUAUUGUGAGAAAUGUAAAUGUGAAUGAUUGUAUCGCUUUUUCAGCAUUGUGUUCAUUUCAGAUAAUUUAUACUUGUCACUGAAAUGUUGAAAGCAACUAAAGAAACAUGUUUUGAAUAAAACAUUUAAAAU